Molecule: messenger RNA, 5297 nt
Organism: Dicrocoelium dendriticum
Lineage: Eukaryota; Metazoa; Platyhelminthes; Trematoda; Plagiorchiida; Dicrocoeliidae
Source: the annotation of a GenBank genome assembly
AAGCUCUAUCUUGAAGUUUCUAUCUUCAAAUUUGGCUUGGAAGCGGGAUCUAAACUGACUGCGUGGGAAAUCUUUACUCUGCUCCAUCAAAUAUUGAUCCAGGAUAACUUGGAUCUUCGGUAACCGCCCGUUAUACACAUUAAUCGCCGUCAACGAACACUGUACAACGACUGCGGACGGUGGAUUUAUGUAUAGAUCUGCGAUUUUCUUCACUGAACUCCUGAAAAUUUGGCUUUUGUCACUUUUCUUGUGAUCCAAAAGGACUUGGAAGCGCUAAAUUACCUAUACGGUUCUCUGCCGUGUAUAGUAGUGCAUGCAAACCACGUUCAUUCUACCCAUCCUACCCAAAGUAUUUUCUACUGCUGCUAAAAACUGACUGCUACAUUGGAUCUGGCGUUUUUGCUUUGUGGCAUCAAGAUACUGCAGUCUGCUGUAGCACUUUUCCUGACUGACUCGACUUUGAAUCGCCUGGCUCGUAUUCCAGUCACAACCAAAUCCUUCCUGACGUCGCUACGGUCCGCCUUUCCACAUCUAGCCCUUCUACCAGCAAGUGAACCAGGGCUUUCGACUUUUGGGCUGCUAUCUUUGCUGCUGCAUACUUGAACCUACCCGUCCCAAAGGCUUUUUGUCUUUCGUGAGUUUGUUCUUUGCUGUUUUCUCCUGCAUCUGCUUGCUCGUUUCGCUUUUUGCUUAUUCUUGGUUCCACCUUCCAAAUAACUAUGGCUUUUGAUACUAACGAUAAAUGUGGCGAGCACAGUUGUGGCACUGCAGUCACGGAAGGCAUACAGUGUGACCGAUGUUUAUUAUGGUAUCAUAGCACCUGCUCUAGGUUAGACCGUUCGUCCAUUGAUCUGUACACCCAGCAUCCCCAACUGAAGUGGAUCUGUUUUCACUGUGUGUGCCUAGCUGAUACUUGUGCUCGCUUAUUACGCGAGCGGCUUGAUGCUCCUCCACAGUUGCCUGAUGUUAAGAGGGUAGCUGACGCGAAGUAUCUGCAGCGGCUCUCCACCGCAGAAAAAGCGAUCAGCGACCAGGCUUUGAUCAUAGAUGCACUGCGAGUGAAGAUUGACGAGUUGCGCGAUUCUUUAAAUAGCUACGCUCAGAGUGCGGUGAUUGCCAUGGGCAGGCAAAAAAAUGUUCUUAUCUACAAUCGGGAGGAGCCGGUGAUACACGAGGCAAAGGCUCGACGAGACCUGGACAGGAGACGAAUACACGACAUCCUCCGCAUAGCCGGGAUACCUUUAAACGUCGGUAUCAAAAGGGUGCAUCGUGUAGGUAGCUGGAGAGAGACUGGUCCACUGCGUCAGCAAGGAUUUGCUAGGCCGAUUCUGGUUGAAUUUAGGAACCCUGUUUAUCGUGACCAAAUGCUUAACCGAGCCGGCUUAAUCGAGAGUCAGACUAAUGGCCGGUAUCAGGUGGCCCCGGACACACUUAGCUCACAUGCCAAGGUCCCGCGGGUAUGUCAGUCGGAAGAUACUAAUAACCGCUUGGCUGGCGUGUCUGCGACCUUGGUUAAGGGUGCUCCUUUACGUGGUCCCCGCAUUGCAUCAGUGCCUACCAGGGAUGAUUGUCCCACUGCAGCGGAGGUCGUUCCUUCGAACUACCACACCACAAAUUCAGUAUCAGAUGCAGGUACCGCGAAAGGUGCUUCCUCACAAGUUAGUUCAACCGGAGGUACUUACAGCCGAUUGAUAGUAUACCCUGCAUCUCCGGCCGCUAGGGUCAGAGUCAGUCAGCAACAUGCCACGAUUACACCAAAAGGAACUGGGUGGGACUGCACUCCUACCACAGCGGCAGUUGUCUGCUCGAGUCCUCAAACAAUGCAGGUUGCAAAGGGAAUAAGUCGCGAGUUACAUGUGACAACGACCAAAGUUUCACUGAACGGAAGUACGACUUCCAACUUGUUAUCAAGGGGAAGUUGCGGGGUUGCGGACAUGAACUUACAGGUGGAGCAUCCAGGACUAUUUGAUGACGCUCGCAUAAUGUCAGAUGCUUCGGAACUCAAGGACACUACGUGCAUCUCGCUGAUUGGUUUGGGAAACCAGCGCUGUGAAACUCCCAAGGCUGACCUUGCAGGAAAUUCGGAAGGCAGCGUUGCUAGACCUUCUAAGUUAAAGGGAAAGAAGCAAGUUGGUAGAUUACGAAACAACUCAAGUCGGACGGAACCUGACAAGGUUUCUGCUCGUGUUGACCUACAUGAGCCUAAUCUUGACCCAGCAUUGCAGGCGGCGAACGAUAACGACGCGCUGUCAAAAAACGGGUUGUACCCUCGGGUGCUGCGUCCGAGGGGAAACAACCGCGUCAAGCAGGACUAAUUGUAUGGUAUACCAAUUGCUGCAGUGUGAGGAACAAAUGGGGAGAGAUGGUGAGGCGCUGCGGAUGUGCUGAUGUUGUUGCCUUGACAGAGACAUGGCUUUCUCCGAGCGACAUGGUUAGCGACCUGCUGGUAGAUUUCGUGAGUUACCGAGUAGAUAGGCCUGAUCACCACACUGGCGGGGAGCACUAUUGCUUAUAAAGCGCCAGUAUAGUCAUUGGGAGGCUCCGUUUAUGAUGAGUAAUACGAACGUUCAGGUGGUGUCUUGUUACUUAAGGAUGAUGGGCAGGUUGGAGAUCUUUAUAUGUGUCUACCGCAGUCCAUCGUCCACACGAGAGGAGGACAAAGAGCUCGGUGCACUAUUGAGGCGCGCAGUGGUUGCUGCGCCUAAUUUCCUAAUAGUUGGUGAUCUUAACCUUCCUCAUGCGGAUUGGCAAGGCACGGCAAACAGAGCGGAUACCUUGGAACAGGAACUGGUUGACUGGAUGCAUGAGAAUGCAGUUGAACAAUACAUCAAUAUACCGACCAGGAGCCGAAUCGGGAGUGCCCCCUCCACGUUGGAUGUUGCCAUCACCAAACACGGUCGUUUCGCAGAGCUACAAGUGGAAGCACCUUUAGGUAGGAGUGAUCACUGCGUCCUCACUUUCUGCCUAAAUACAUUGAAGCCUGCACGACAUCCUCGCCUCGUGAGAAAUUUCAGCCGCAUCGACCACAUGAAAUUGAGGGAUAGAGCCCUCCAGGCCAAUUGGAUCCCUGACCAGGAACAGGCAUCUUUGGAACAAGGGUGGUCUGGGCUUAAAACUGGUUUAGUACAACUAUUGAAUGAGUUUGCUCCUAUUCGUCCUGUGAGACACUUCAGCAAGCCUCGGUGGUGGAUGAGGAGAAUUGAUAGAGCUCUAAAGAGACGAAAUGAGAAGUGGAAAAAAUUCAAUGAGGCCAAGGGCUUUCGUCGAUGGCUACAGUACACAAAAAGCCGGAAUAAGGCUAUCAAGAUGCAACGGCAGGCUAAAUACUCUUAUGAGCUUCGGCUGGCCCGGUAUGCGAAAACAAAUCCAAAGUGUUACUACGGCUAUGUUCAGUCUAAAGCCUCCCUAAGAGAGGACGUUGGGUGUCUAAUUAUGGAAGAUGGCAGCCAGGCUGUGGAAGCCAGAGAUAAAGCUGAAAUGCUGCUAAGAGUCUUUCAGAAUCUGCAUAGGAGCGACAAUGGAUGUGCUGCACCAUCGCAGCCACACUGUGUCAGCAGUUAUAUAAUGCAGGACAUCGUGCUGACUGCGCAAGAGGUCUUUACUGUGAUGACUAACUUGAAUCCCUUCAAAUCAGCCGGUCCUGACGAUGUACAUCCGGCAAUAGUCAAGCCACUAGCUGACAUCCUUCAACAUCCUGUUCUGGAGCUGUUCAACUUGUCGCUCCAGGAAUGCAAGUUGCCACGAGACUGGAAGGAAGCAGCCAUAGUUGCGAUUCACAAGGGUGGCUCCAAAUCGGAGCCCCUUAACUACAGACCCAUCAGUCUAACCUGUGUUCUGCUCAAGUGUUUAGAGAAGCUUAUAAGAAACCGGAUUUGUGAGCAUUUGGCGGAACACAGUCUACUUAGAGCAGAGCAGCAUGGUUUCAUUAAAAAGAAGUCGUGCCUCACUAAUCUACUGUGCGUUCUCGAUGAGAUUACUCGAUGUCUUGACGACGGGAUUCCGGUAGAGGUCUGCUAUCUUGACUUUAGCAAGGCUUUCGACUCAGUAAAUCACCGUUUCCUACUUGAAAAAUUAGCAUGGUUCGGAGUACAUCCUAGACUUCUGUCUUGGGUGUCAGAAUUCUUAUGUGGGAGAACGUUUCGAGUUAGAAUCGGUGAUGUGAGUUCUAGUGUGGGCGUGGCCUACAGUGGAGUACCCCAAGGAUCGGUGCUAGGUCCACUUUUGUUUCUUAUGUUUAUAAACGACUUGGCUCCUCUUAUUGAAGACCCCUGUUAUAUCUUUGCGGAUGACUUGAAGCUAGUCAGCAGGGGCAACCGUGCAACACUGGCCAAGGAUAUCAUCAGUGUGGCAAACUGGUCGAAGCAAUGGGACUUGCCCUUGAAUGCAAGAAAGUGCCAAAUUCUGACCACUAGUAGAGACGUACUUGCAGUUCAGACUUCCUUUGGGCCCUUCCCCUUACAAUGCACUACCCAGGCACGCGAUUUAGGAGUCAUCAUGACGAGCAGCUUCAAGCCUUCGAUGCAAUGUCGAUACGCCGCCAACAAAGCGCGACGAGAAUUGUUUCGCCUCAGGAGGGCUCUGUGUAAUACCAAGCCAGAAGUGUUCCUGCCACUAUACAAAGCAGUGGUUAGGCCACACUUAGAGUAUUGUGUUCAAGCUUGGUCGCCCUAUCUCCGUGGUGAUGUUCUUUGCCUGGAGAAGAUUCAAAGACUAGCAACCAGGAUGGUUGAAGGUCAACGGGGGAAGCCGUAUGAAGAUCGCCUAAAGAGCCUGGGGUUGUUUUCCCUUGAACGGCGUAGACUGAGAGGCGAUCUGAUAGAAACAUUUAAGAUCAUGAAGGGCCUCAGUGCCAUCGUGCCCUCUGAUUUAUUUGAGCUGGCUGAUUCUGAACGCUUGCGUGGACAUCGCUUGAAGCUCAAACAACAGAGGGCUAGACUGAACGUCAGGGCUAAGUUCUUCUCGAAUCGUGUAGUGCGCAACUGGAAUAAGUUGCCUUCGGAACUAAUGGAUUGUGAGACUGUGGUUGCCUUCAAAGCAGGCCUAGACAGGUGCUGGCCGCGUAUUUUUCCGGAAUUAAUAUAAUCCUAUCCAAUUUAUUCGCAUUGAUAUCCGAUGUUGAUCCUUGUAAAAGCAAAGAUUGCUCUCGCUUUUGCUUCAUUUCUUUUUGCAGAGGCAAGGAGAGGCGAUCAAAAGUCGAAGUGCCGGGGGCUCUGGUUCGCUUACCGGUACAAGAAGCUGGACGCUCGUUAGGCGGAAGCCUGUAUCGUCCACGGAUUUUGACCUGACCUGACCUGACC